CAAUCAUACUGCUUCGUCAAGGCCAUAGUGCUAACUUUCACUUUCGAUCAUACAAUCCGAUCAAGAUGUCUGUUUCCCGAGUGCCCGCUGCCCUUGCCCCUACCGACGAAGAUGUCAGCUUGCUCUUGGCCGCCCAAUGCCACAUUGGAAGCAAGAACUGCUCCAAGGGUAUGUUGCGAUAUGUCCACAAGCGUCGACCUGAUGGUGUCAACGUGAUCAACCUCAACUCCACCUGGGAAAAGUUGAUCAUGGCCGCCAGAAUCAUUGUCGCCAUCGAGAACCCCCACGAUGUCUGUGUGAUCUCUGCCCGUCCCUACGGUCAUCGUGCUGUCCUCAAGUUUGCCUCCAGUACCGGUGCACAAGCUAUCGCGGGACGCUUCACCCCCGGAAACUUCACCAAUUACAUCACCCGAUCCUUCAAGGAACCUCGUUUGAUUGUUGUCACCGACCCUCGUUUAGAUGCCCAAGCUAUCCGCGAGGCUUCUUACGUCAACAUCCCUGUCAUUGCUCUCUGUGAUACCGAUGCUGCUCUUAACUUCGUCGACGUCGCCAUUCCAACCAACAACAAAUCCAAGCACUCCAUUGGAUUGAUCUGGUGGUUCUUGUGCCGCGAGGUUCUUCGUCUCCGAGGCUCAUUCCCUCGAUCAGGUGACGGAGCUUGGGCCGUUAUGCCCGACAUGUUCUUCUUCCGUGACCCUGAAGAGCUUGAGGCUGAGGCCCAAGAGAAAGCCAACAAACUUGCCGAAGAACAAGCUGCUGCCGCUGGGGGUGAGGCUCGUGCUGUUGACUGGGAAGUGACUGGCGCCGGUGCCGGUAUUGCCAACGCUGCAGCAACCAUGACCGGUGAGGUCGACUGGGCCGCUCCUGAAGCCACCACUGAUUGGGCUGCUGGUGACGCCGGUGAUGCUGGUCAAUGGUCUGCUGCUCCCGCUGAGCCUGCAGCUGCUGGAGGAUGGUAAUCAACUAGCGAGCCGUCUAAUUUCAAAAGUACAACGGACCCAGACAUCAAAAAAACACAACGCGGCUGAUUUCAAACUAUUUGUAUUUCUCCGUGCCUUGCAUGUCCUGGCUACUUAUUUAGAACCACAUGUAGUGGAGCAUUCACAUAGUAGAAACUCCAUUCGCCUGGUCGAGAUUUAGCU
Melampsora larici-populina 98AG31 is the source of this 1142-nucleotide messenger RNA. RefSeq lists its product as uncharacterized. The transcript is spliced from 6 exons. Gene Ontology annotation, cellular component: 90S preribosome; cytosolic small ribosomal subunit; ribosome. Gene Ontology annotation, biological process: ribosomal small subunit assembly; cytoplasmic translation. Gene Ontology annotation, molecular function: structural constituent of ribosome. Bases 66 to 959 code for a protein of 297 amino acids. Lineage: Eukaryota; Fungi; Basidiomycota; Pucciniomycetes; Pucciniales; Melampsoraceae. The record is from RefSeq and is a predicted model, not a curated record.